UGAAUAUGGCUGCGUUCGAGAAGCUCAAACUUUUCCUAACAACCCCUCCGAUUCUUCGGAUUGCAGAUCCUCACCCUCCAUUCGAGCUCAUCACCGACGCUAGCGAUCUGGUUGUGGGCGCCAUACUGUUACAAGACUUCGGCGACGGCCUCCAACCCAUCACCUACGAGUCACGAAAAAUGAACCAGGCCGAGAGAAAUUAUCCUGUCCAUGACAAGGAGUUACUCGCCAUCGUUCACGCUUUCAAGGUCUGGCGCUGCUACCUGAUGGGCGCUGACUCAUCCCCAACUGACGGUCAAGCAAGGGAUCUAUUAUCUAAAAUCUGGUACCAAUCGGAUUUGGGUCCCCGCCUACCGUACACUACGGAAUUACUGAUCCAGGAGGCACAUGACUCGAAUUUCUCGGGUCACUACGGCAUCAACAAAACCACAAAAUUACGGAGCCAUAAUUAUUAUUGGCCCGACCUACCGACAGACGUGCAGCAGUACGUCACCUUCUGCGCCACGUGUCAAUGCAUGAAGUCUUCCCGACUUCGACCUACUGGAUUGCUGCAGCCGCUCGAGCCACCCAACUGACCCUAGUCCAAGCGUUAACGACGCAA
Molecule: messenger RNA, 601 nt
Organism: Closterium sp. NIES-67
Lineage: Eukaryota; Viridiplantae; Streptophyta; Zygnematophyceae; Desmidiales; Closteriaceae
Source: the annotation of a GenBank genome assembly